GAACCAAGGGAAGGCCGGGCGGAAGUGCCUGCGCUUUGGGCCGCCUUAGUUACCGCGUUCUCCGCCCGGCGCACGUCAUCGCUCUGAGCCCGCUAGCCAUUGCCCGCGCGGGCGCCGCCCGAGACAGUGCGGCCGCGGUUGCCGCCCCCUCAGGACCCACCAUGUUGGUGAUACCCCCCGGACUGAGCGAGGAAGAGGAGGCUUUACAGAAGAAAUUCAACAAACUCAAGAAAAAGAAAAAGGCAUUGUUGGCUCUGAAGAAACAGAGUUGCAGCAGCACAGCCAGCCAAGGCGGUGUCAAGCGCUCCCUGUCAGAGCAACCUGUGGUGGACACAGCCACAGCAACAGAACAGGCAAAACAGCUGGUGAAGUCUGGAGCCAUCAGUGCCAUUAAGGCUGAGACCAAGAACUCAGGCUUUAAACGUUCUCGAACCUUAGAGGGGAAGUUAAAGGACCCUGAGAAGGGACCAGCUCCUACUUUCCAGCCAUUCCAGAGAAGCAUAUCUGCUGAUGAUGAUGUGCAGGAGUCAUCUAGACGCCCCCAGAGGAAAUCCCUGUAUGAGAGCUUCGUAUCUUCCAGUGAUAGGCUUCGGGAACUGAGGCCAGAUGGAGAAGAAGCAGAGGGCCCAGGACCUGGUGAUGGCACCCCUCGAAGCUUUGACUGGGCCUAUGAAGAACGUGCUGGCGCCCGCUCCUCAGCCUCUCCUCCCCAAAGCCGUAACCGAGACCGAAGUCGGGAGCGGAACCGGGACAGAGAUAGAGAUCGGGAUCGAGACAGAGAUCGAGACCGAGACCGGGACAGAGAUCGGGAACGGGACAGAGACCGGGAUCGAGAUCGAGACAGAGACAGAGAUCGGGACAGAGAUCGAGACCGGGAACGAGACCGAGAGCGAGACCGAGAGCGAGAGGGUCCUUUUCGCAGGUCGGACUCAUUUCCUGAACGCCGGGCCCCUCGGAAAGGGAAUACUCUCUAUGUGUAUGGAGAGGAUAUGACACCUACCCUUCUCCGUGGUGCCUUCUCUCCCUUUGGAAACAUCAUUGACCUCUCCAUGGACCCACCCAGAAACUGUGCCUUCGUCACCUAUGAAAAGAUGGAGUCAGCAGAUCAGGCCGUUGCUGAGCUCAAUGGGACCCAGGUGGAAUCUGUCCAGCUCAAGGUCAGCAUUGCCCGCAAGCAACCUAUGCUGGACGCUGCCACUGGCAAGUCUGUCUGGGGCUCCCUCGCUGUCCAGAAUAGCCCUAAGGGUUGCCAUCGGGACAAGAGAACCCAGAUUGUCUACAAUGAUGAUGUCUACAAGGAAAACCUUGUGGAUGGCUUCUAGGGAGUGGAGCUGGAUUCCGUGUGCCUCAUCUGCCCUAAUGCUGGUCUCAGUAAAACACUGAGGAGGAAACUCACAUAACUCCCUCAGCCUCUGGUUUUUCAGCACUUGGGAUUGGGGUUAGGCCUUUAAAAACGGCUGUCAAAUUUGAUCUCAGUUGUAACAACAUGGCCAGUGCACGUUCCCUACUCCCAAACCCCAAAAGGAUCUUGAACACA
Messenger RNA from Erinaceus europaeus (western European hedgehog), 1537 nucleotides. It is a transcript of the gene NELFE, whose product is annotated as negative elongation factor complex member E. The record is from RefSeq and is a predicted model, not a curated record. Gene Ontology annotation, biological process: negative regulation of transcription elongation by RNA polymerase II. Gene Ontology annotation, cellular component: NELF complex. NCBI's taxonomy places the organism in Eukaryota, Metazoa, Chordata, Mammalia, Eulipotyphla, Erinaceidae. The transcript has 11 exons. Gene Ontology annotation, molecular function: RNA binding. The coding region runs from base 162 to 1322 and encodes 386 amino acids.